AUGACAUUUUCUUGCGAUCUUUCAGUUAAAUUAUCCACCAUACGAAUAUGGAUGCAUGAAAAGGAUAUUGGCAAAUUAACACGAGUACUAUGGGCAGGACAGGGUAAUCGUUUGAGACAGCAGGCCAGUACAAAUCCCAAAGUAAAAAGGUUUCUAACGGCAGUGCCAUAUGUGAUGAACUCUAUUAAAGAUGUACAUCAAGCGGUAAUCGACAACAGUUUAGAAACAUUACAAGCUAAUUUGGAACCACCCGUACCGCCAGCUUUAGUGACAUGUCGUGAUGCGAAUGGUUUAAAUCUUAUACACAAAGCAGCCGGGCUGGGUCACGCCACAAUUUUGGAAUAUUUAAUAACCACCUGGCCCGAUGGUGUACACGAGACAGAUAUAACGGGUAAAACCCCUUUGCAUUGGGCUGCCAGUGCCAAAAAUAAUAUGCGCUGUUAUACACUGCUCACGCAAGCUGGUUGUGAUGAAGAGGCCGUUGACUAUAAAAUGAAAACACCAUCAUUUUAUCGUCAUAAACCUCAUGAAAUUGAACGUGCUUUUUUGACGUAUGUGCCGGAAGCACCGCGUGUGUCACCGGAUGUUGCCACAGAUUGGGAGGCUUUAAGUGAUGAUAGUGGUGAUGGCAAGAAACUAGAUAUAAAAAUACCCGAAAUGAAUGGUUUUGGUAGACAUUCAAAUGCCGAAAGCAACACUUCGGAGGCCGAAAUGACAGAACCUUUUACCCAUGAAUGGUCAAGUGGCAAAUAG
Molecule: messenger RNA, 753 nt
Organism: Lucilia cuprina (Australian sheep blowfly)
Lineage: Eukaryota; Metazoa; Arthropoda; Insecta; Diptera; Calliphoridae
Exons: 6
Coding region: 1-753 (250 amino acids)
Molecular function (GO): protein binding
Source: RefSeq, a predicted model, not a curated record